UGAACUUCACACUUGAGGAAGUUGAUGAACUGGAAGAGACGCUGACGUGCUUUGAAAAAAAGAAAGCACAACAAUAAUCUUUGCACGUCUCCUGCAGCGUUAACUACCAGAAUGUCCCUCCGCUACCACAACAAAGUUGUGAUUGUCACUGGAGGAUCCCAGGGGAUUGGCAGAGGGAUUGUUAAAGUAUUUGUGGAGAAUGGUGCUAAAGUGGUGUUCUGUGCAAAAGGAGGUGGACAAGGUGAGGCUCUAGAGACGGAGCUAAACAAGGCAGGGCCAGGCUCAUGCAAAUUUGUCACAUGUGAUGUCUGCAAGGAAGAUGACAUCAAGAGAUCGAUUGCUGUCACAGUGGAGCGUUACGGACAUGUUGACUGCCUGGUCAACAAUGUAGGGUGGCACCCGCCUCAUAAACCUACUGAUGACACCACAGCACAGGAGUUCAGGGAUCUGCUGGAUCUGAACCUCAUCAGCUACUUCUUGUUUUCUAAAUAUGCACUGCCGUACCUCCGGCAGCGUCAGGGAAACAUCAUUAAUGUCUCCAGUCUGGUGGCAACCAUCGGUCAGAAAGAGGCUGCACCUUAUGUCGCCACCAAGGGGGCGAUCACUUCCAUGACAAAGGCAAUGGCUGUGGAUGAGAGUCGCUACAACGUGCGAGUGAACUGCAUCUCUCCAGGUAACGUGCUGACACCUCUGUGGGAAGAAUUAGCAGGACAGACACCAGAUGCUGCAGCGACCAUUAAAGCGGGAGAGAAUUCGCAGCUGCUGGGUCGUAUGGGGACUGAGGCCGAGUGUGGACAGGCCGCCUUAUAUCUCGCUGCUGAUGCUACUUUCUGCACCGGGAUAGACCUGCUGCUCAGCGGCGGAGCUGAACUCAACUACGGCUUCAAGAGUCAGAUCCCAUCCUGACUGUCCUGGUCUCCCAAAUCCUCCUGAUGGUUGUGGAACAGCUGGUUUAAAGGAUUACAUUUGUUUAAUGCUGAUUUUUUUUAUAUAAUGUUUAAAGUGUGCUGGCUACAUUAGUAACACCAAUACUAACUGUUCAAUAUUCAUUCAUGAAAAUAAAUUUUUUUAAA
Dicentrarchus labrax (European seabass) is the source of this 1073-nucleotide messenger RNA. RefSeq names its product hydroxysteroid (17-beta) dehydrogenase 14 (gene hsd17b14). The transcript is spliced from 9 exons. Gene Ontology annotation, molecular function: estradiol 17-beta-dehydrogenase [NAD(P)+] activity. The record is from RefSeq and is a predicted model, not a curated record. Gene Ontology annotation, cellular component: cytosol. Gene Ontology annotation, biological process: steroid catabolic process. The coding region runs from base 112 to 906 and encodes 264 amino acids. Lineage: Eukaryota; Metazoa; Chordata; Actinopteri; Moronidae.